AUGGCACAGCGCCGAAAAGUUCCUGAAGGUGAACUCUGUGCAGUGUGUUCAGAUCUCGCAACAGGUUAUCAUUAUGGUGUGGCGAGCUGCAAUGGAUGCAAAACAUUCUUUCGUCGUACCAUUGUAUCAGAGCACACGUUUGUCUGCCAAUACCAGGGUAACUGCGAUGUCAAUAAAAAUAUCCGUUGUGCCUGUCGACAUUGCCGGUUCAAUAAAUGUGUUGCUGUAGGAAUGGAUGCCAAAGCGAUCCAGAAUGAUCGCGAUCGCAUUGGACCAACCAAGAAAAUGAAAAUGAGUAAUCAAAAUUCUGAAGAUGAUUGUGCAGUUCAUAUUCGUUCGGCAGAAGAAAGGCUGAUAGAGCGUUUGUUGGCAAUUGAAAAGUUGUGUAUGAGGUUACGACAGUGUGUGCUUCCUGAAAUCAAUGGACUUAAAGAAGCUGUUUGUGAACCCUCACUUGUUAACGAAGUUAAUAACCUUAAAAUAGAUCCAUACACAAAUACGAAAGAGUUGUACAUUGCAACAUUAAAAGACAUACAAAUGUGGAAUAAACGAGAAAUGCGAGUGGGCUUAGAAUGGGCAAAAACCUUCGAUUUAUUUAAUCAGCUGUCUUUGGAUGAUCGAAUUGCACUGAUAAAGAAUUUUGGAUUUACUUUCAAUCUUUUAAAUCGAAAUUAUUAUGCACCUGACCAUGGUGCUGAUAAACUCGUAUUGCCUAACGGUGCCUAUAUUCGGCGUCAAGUUCAAAACGAAGUUAAGUUGCCUGGUUGUAGGUCAAUUUAUCACCGACAAAUGGAUGAAAUUAUGAUUCCAUUCAGACAAUUGAAAAUCACCAUGCCCGAAUUUGCAUUAUUCAAAGCUAGCGUCUUUUUUAACCCUGACGCAAUCAACCUUUCCUCUCUAGCAAAAUCCCAAAUUUAUGCCGAAAGGUCAAAAUAUUUGUCAGCACUGUUUUAUUUAAUAACUUCUAAAUGUGGAAUAACUAUGGGUGCACAAAAGUAUGGCAGUUUGCUUAUGAUGGCCUCUUCAGUACAGAACAUAAUUGCUCAAAACGAGGAAAAUAUGCAAGUUAUGGAUUUCUUUGAAGAGAAUUGGAAAAUGGAUAAUUUUGUUAAAGAAGUGUGUUUGAAAGAUCCAUGA
Brugia malayi is the source of this 1137-nucleotide messenger RNA. RefSeq lists its product as uncharacterized. The transcript has 11 exons. Gene Ontology annotation, molecular function: RNA polymerase II cis-regulatory region sequence-specific DNA binding; nuclear receptor activity; zinc ion binding. The record is from RefSeq and is a predicted model, not a curated record. Bases 1 to 1137 code for a protein of 378 amino acids. Gene Ontology annotation, biological process: anatomical structure development; regulation of transcription by RNA polymerase II; cell differentiation. NCBI's taxonomy places the organism in Eukaryota, Metazoa, Nematoda, Chromadorea, Rhabditida, Onchocercidae.